UUUAGAGCAGGAUCAAACCAAGUAGGCAGUGAAAGCAGGGGGAGAAAAUGACAAGCGGAUAAGGAGGAGGGUUUCCUUGGCUCUGUGCUCCCCUCCGCCUUGCAGAAGUGGCCUCUCCCGACCUGUCAAAGCUGUCAAGGAGGAAGCCGGCAUUGGAGGCUGCUUGGCGUGACCUCCUGCCCUCUUGGAGGCCUGGACAAAAAAGGAAAGCCACCUUUCUCUUGAGUUUUUUUUAAAUUUGUAUUUGAAUAAUUUCUUGUUCUGUUUUGCCAUUUGCACCAUUUCAGGUCCUAUUUUGGCAUUUGCAUAAUUUCUCGUUUUGUUUUUGCAUUUGCACCAUUUCUUGUCCUAUCUUUGCAUUUGCCCAUUUCUUACCCUAUUUUUGCAUUUGCCCAUUUCUUGUCCUAUCUUUGCAUUUGCCCAUUUCUUGCCCUAUUUUUGCAUUUGCCCAUUUAUUGUUCUGUUUGGGCAUUUGCACCAUGGGGGCCCUGGCCUGGCUUUUGGGGGGUGCCGCCGCCUUCUUUGGCCUCCUGGACGGCUGGUACCUGCUCCGGAUGCCCGUCAUCUACAUCUACGCCCGCUGGGUCCUGCCGACGGUGUGGGACCUGCUGCAAGAGCAAAGCUUCCAGAGCCGGGUGCUGCUCUCCGAUCUGGACUUCCUGCUGCACAUGAACAAUGCGCGCUACCCCCGCGAGGCGGAUCUGGCCCGCUCGGUGCACUUGACCCGUUGCGGCCUCUUCCGGGCCAUCCGGGCCCUCGGGGGCCACACCGUCCUGGCCGCCUCCUGCUGCCGCUUCCGACGCUCCUUGCAAUUUUGGGAGCCCUUCGAGAUCCGGACCCAAGUGCUGGGCUGGGACGAGCGGGCCUUCUUCCUCGAGCAGCGCUUUGUCAGCGGGAGGGACGGAUUCAUUUGCGCUGUCCUGCUGGUGCGACAGCAUGUGGUGGGGGCCACGCCGGAGAAGGCCGUGCAAAUGCUGUGCCGCAGAAAGGUGGAGUCUCCAGAGCUUCCUGAAGAAGUCCUCCACUGGAUGAAAUACAGCGAAGCCAGCAGCCGCCGACUCCGGGCUGAAAGUGACUUCCCGCAAGAUAGCAAAGACCAGUAGCGAGAUGCCUCCGACCUGUCCGUUUACUUGAUCUGUUUUGGAGUAUACUUGAUGAUGCCUCUUCUUUCUGAUAGCCGUUGUGACGUCAACCGUUGACCCUUCUCUAUACUUUUGACGAUGGUAGCACCAGAGCCAGGGAAAUGGAUGGUUAAGAGCAGCAUCCCCAGAAACACGGAAGACCGCAUUGGCAACACUUUAGAAGCACUGAGCUUAGCUCUAGGAAGGCGAAACCUCACUUACCUUCUAGAUUUGGAGGGUCACCACAAAUCCAAAGCACUGGAGAAGUCAAAGGGUUAUGCAGUUGAGUCUUAUUAUGGACUGAAGGGUCAUCUAGAUCCAAACAAAUUAAUCAAUAGCCAGGUGGGAUUUUUGUGGCCUUCCAGGUGUCGUUGGACUACAACUCCUAGCAUCCCUCACUGUUGGCUAUGCUGGCUAGAGCUGCUGGGACUUGUAGUCCAGCAACUUCUGGGAAGGGCACGCAUAUUCCCAAAGCAACCGACUCUCUCUCGCCCUUAAUCUUUAUGCCUUUAUGCUACCUCUUUAUUGCUUUACAUUGGCCUUCCUCGACUCUAGGUCUUUGGGAUCACAACACCCAUUGUCCCCUGAUCGUUGGAAGGAAACGAAAAUGAUAUUUGGGAUCACAACCCCCAUUGUCCCCUGAUCAUUGGAAGGGAACGAUGGGAGGUGUUGUCCUAAUCAAAACAAAGUCUCGAGAUGGGGAAGGUUGGUUUAAACGGAAACAGAGGCGUUUCCAUCCAAAUGAACACGCAACACAAAAUGCGGAGUGGGUACAAAAAGGGACCGUUGUGGUUUCACCAGGGCAUUAAAUCCGCUCCGGGUUUUAGUCUGAACUUUAAAAGGAGUCAUCCAAGAUGGUGAAUGUAUUUAGUAGCUAAAGUUCAAGGCUUUCGGAUAGCACCCUUAAAGUUCAGACUAAAAUCCGGAGCAGGCGCACACUGCUGAUACAGAAGCCACCAACCCUAUAUCUUAUACAAGCCACUGGAAGGAACAAUACCUCCCCUGCUGUGGGUGCGAUGUUCAUUUGACUGAAUGUACCAAAGGAGCACCUUCCACACUUGUUCAUGUGUUACAGUAGAGUCUCGCUUAUCCGACCUUCGCUUAUCCGACAUUCCGUCUUAUCCGACGUCCCCGUUUUCCUUCAACAUUUCCACUUCAAUUAAAGGAGCGCUCGCCAACUCUCUCUCCAUUCCCAAUAAGUGAAAAAGGCAAGACAAGGAGGAGGAAAGGGUGAAAAGAGGAGGGACCGGAAGCGGAAGCGUCCUCCCUCCUUCCCUCUGUGAUUUCCAUGCUCCUCUUCCGCAUCUGGGCACUUCCUGCUGGGCCUCUCUAGCCCCGAAGCGUUGCCUUGCUUUAACUCUUUGAGUCCCUAUUGUUAGUAUUCUAGGUGUCGGACAGAUAACAGUCGGAGACUCCCUAUUAUCCAACAUUUUUGUUUAUCCAACAUUCUCCCGGUUUGUUUAUGUUGGAUAAGCGAGACUCUACUGUAUUUUCAUUUCUUGGUAUUUUCAAUUACUUGACAGUAAAGCACUGAGAAGUUUCUGACAGAUUGAUCUCAAAGCACUUAGGGAAGUUUGUUUGUUUGUCUUUAGUAUUCAAUUGCUCAGAGUUGUUUUACCUCUUAGAGUAGAAAUACAUUUGUCCCUCCGCAUUUGUUAAGGGUGCAGAAGUGGAGAAACCUUGCAUAUACCAUAUUUUCCGGCUUACUAGAUGGCUGGUUGUAUAAUAUGACCCUCCAACCUUUCAAUUCAAAAUUUCAAUUUUUUGGAUAUACUCGCCGUAUUAGACUACCCCUCUUGCCAGCCCCUUCAGGCCCCGAAGCCUCUUUUCCUGGAUGUUUAGGCAGCUUCUCAGCUCCAUAGAAGCAGCCUCUCCUCCACCAGCAGCCAGCCCCUGCCACAGCUAGCCAACCGCCAUACUCAUCACGUCCUGGAUCCAAAACAAGAUGGGAGCUCCUAACAGGCAAGGGAGGCGGGCAGCUGCCCUGCGCUGGAGCAGAGUGCCCAAAGCUGCACUCCUCUGGCACCACUUGCCUCCCACUGCCAAGCUUCAGCCUCACUGAGGGACUCUUCCACUCCAGGCCGGAGGAGGAGGAGGCGAU
Molecule: messenger RNA, 3222 nt
Organism: Anolis sagrei ordinatus
Lineage: Eukaryota; Metazoa; Chordata; Lepidosauria; Squamata; Anolidae
Gene: THEM6
Product: thioesterase superfamily member 6
Source: RefSeq, a predicted model, not a curated record